Messenger RNA from Miscanthus lutarioriparius, 1239 nucleotides. The record is from the annotation of a GenBank genome assembly. Lineage: Eukaryota; Viridiplantae; Streptophyta; Magnoliopsida; Poales; Poaceae.
AUGCAGCCGCCGGCGCCGCUGACGGACGACCUCAUCGAUGAGAUCCUGAUCCGCAUCCCGCCCAACGAUCCCGCGAGCCUCUUCCACGCCGCCUUGGUCUGCAAGCCCUGGUACCGCGUCGCCUCCGAUCCUGGCUUCCGCCGCAGGUUCUGCGCGCGCCACCACCAAGGGCCCCCUCCCGUUCUGGGCGUUCUCUGCAACACCUCAGGCCACGCCGGCACUUCCCGCUUCAUCCCCACGUCCUCCCUCCGCUUCCGCCAGCCUCUCCCUGAUCGCCGCCGCUGGCUCGUGCUCGACUCCCGCCACGGCCGCGUCCUCCUUACUAACUGGGACCGGGAGCGCGGGCCCGUCGAUGACCCCCUCGUCAUCUGGGAUCCCAUCACUGGCGACCACCUGAAGCUGCCUGAGCUGCCGAGGCAACAGGAGUGGACCAGCUGGAAUGCGGCGGUGCUCUGCGCCGCUGGGGGUUGUGACCACCUCAACUGCCGCCGUGGACCCUUCCUCGUGGCUGUGGUGGGCUGCGGUCACGGGGUGCUCUUCGGCCUCGUCUACUCAUCGGAGGCUGGCUACUGGAGCCUGCCCACCAAUUGUGUUGAGCAUGCCGAUGUGGACUACUUGGCGUGCGCUGCCCUUGUGGGGAAUGCGCUUUACUUCAAGUCUGAGAUAUGCAUCCAAACAUUCAGGUCCAAAAUCAUCAAGUAUGAUUUGAGCACAUGGAAAAUGUCUGCAUUCUACCUGCCUUACGAAAUGAGCUUAUGGUCAACUUUUACCAUUGAUCUACCACUGUCCCAUCUUGAACAUGGGCCGCGCAUUGUGCUUAUGGCCACAGAGGACGAUGCUAGGCUUGGAUUUGGCGCCGUGCGUGACUCCAAACUUUAUCUUUGGGAAUGGGAGGCUGGUAGUGGUAGUGUUGGAGAUGCGGGAUGGGCACAAAGCAAAGUCAUUGAUCUCCGGACACUGCUCCCUGCUGAUGCCAACUCCAUCUCUACUGAAUUGGUUGGCUUUGCAGAUGGCGUUGCACUCUUCUUUGUGCAGACCGUGGAUGGCCUAUUCAGUAUUGAUCUGAAAUCUGGCCAGGUGAAGAAGGUAUACAAUGGCGGUGACAUAGACAGUGUAGUUCCCUACAUGGCCUUCUGCACUCCAGGACUGGGAGCAAUAUCCGCAGGUCAGGAACUUGGAGCUGGUGCUUCCCGAGCAUCAAAGGUUCAAGUUGCUGGUGCAAGUUCUUCUAAAUCAUGA